This is a messenger RNA of Toxotes jaculatrix (banded archerfish), 9370 nucleotides long. RefSeq names its product neuropilin-2-like. The record is from RefSeq and is a predicted model, not a curated record. The coding region runs from base 954 to 3761 and encodes 935 amino acids. Gene Ontology annotation, molecular function: vascular endothelial growth factor receptor activity; semaphorin receptor activity. Gene Ontology annotation, cellular component: membrane. The transcript is spliced from 17 exons. Lineage: Eukaryota; Metazoa; Chordata; Actinopteri; Toxotidae. Gene Ontology annotation, biological process: angiogenesis; axon guidance; vascular endothelial growth factor signaling pathway.
AGAGGAAGGAGCGCGCUGCCGGAGCUGCUGGGAGAAGGACAGAGAGAGAAAGAGAGAGACAUACACUGAACGUGGAGGACCCAGAGAGAGAGAGAGCGAGAGAGAGAGGGAGCGGACACAGAAAAACGUGUUUCAGAGAAGAAACGCUCAGUUUGUAGGAGGAGAGCGGUGAGGCUGCUCAUUUAUUUUCUCUCCGAUCAGUUUUACGCACGCACACCGGAGCUGCCUCUUCCAGGAGAUCUUGUGUUAUCUUUUGCGCAAGAGCGGACUGUUAUCGGGACAGUAUCAAAAAGGGAAAAUCGGUGGGAAAAUAUUUUUGUUUCUCAGUCACAGGUGCUUUUACCAAGUAAAUACGCCACUUGGAGAGGAAGCCCGAGCAAAAGAUUUUGGAAUAUUUUAUCGAAGCGAAAGAGAAAGACGCGUGUUACUUUUUUUCAGGUUUUUCAAACUCAGUGGUUCCCUGCAGACGUCUCUGUUGGUUCUCAGUGGUUUCAACCAGUGAUUUCAACUUUGUUUUGAAUUUUGCGAUUUUGUCAGUCAAAUGUGUUGACUAGUCUGUAUUUCCACGCGCGUUUUGCCUGACAGAACUGCUGCCGGCUGCGAGCACCGAAAUGGAUUUGGCUGUUUUAAAAACGUGUUUUUUGGACAAAUUGCGCUGAUUUCAGAUCAAAUUGCGUUAAUUGCGCAGAGCAGCGUCCAGGACAGAAGACGCAGUGUCACGCAGUAACACAACCCAUACGGACGCUGUAGUUUAACCAGCUUGAUAUUCUUGGAAAGCCCCGUGAACACAGCCCGGCAUUUGUAGCGGAGUUUGGGCACUAGUCGUGUUGCGCUCGAGAGAAAUAGAAAACUGUGGAAAGGGGGACUUUGGACUGAAGCUUUGUCUCAGAUACACAGAAUAAAUCCACAGAGGAGGAGAAAAGGUGGUUUUUCUCCACAUUCGAGGGGGAAAGAUGGAUUUAUUCAUAUGGCUUUGUGGAUGUUUACUGGCCUUUCUUUUGCCACCAGCAGUCAAGGCAGAGGAAGGAGCGUCUGAGCCAUGCGGUGGCUUUUUAGAUGCUAGUGAUGCCGGAUACAUCACCACACCUGGCUACCCGCUGGAGUACCCUCCUCACCAGAACUGUCGCUGGAUCAUCACAGCCCCUGAGCCUUCGCAACGCAUUGUACUCAACUUUAACCCGCACUUUGAGAUAGAGAAACUGGACUGCAGGUAUGACUACGUGGAGAUCCACGAUGGAAACUCUGAGUCAGCUGACUUACUGGGGAAGCACUGCAGCAACAUCGCCCCUGCACCGAUCAUAUCGUCAGGCCCCUCGCUCCACAUCAAGUUCGUAUCAGACUAUGCCCACCAAGGGGCAGGCUUCUCACUGCGCUAUGAAAUCUUCAAAACCGGUUCAGACUGUUCCCGUAACUUUACCAGCCCCUCGGGUCUCAUUGAGUCUCCGGGCUUCCCUGACAAAUACCCCCAUAACCUGGAGUGCUCCUUCAUCAUCAUUGUCCCCCCCAGUAUGGACGUCACCCUCACCUUCCUCACCUUUGACUUGGAGAACGACCCCCUGCCGGGCGGAGAGGGGGACUGCAAGUAUGACUGGCUGGAAGUAUGGGACGGACUCCCAGGAGUGGGCCCCCUGAUUGGUCGUUACUGUGGGACCAGGGUACCUCCCGAGAUCCAGUCAUCUACUGGGAUUCUUUCUCUGUCUUUCCACACUGACAUGGCUGUGGCUAAAGAUGGCUUCUCAGCUCGAUACAACAUGACGCACAAGGAAGUCAGUGAAACUUUCCAUUGUAGUAAUGCAUUCGGUAUGGAGUCAGGAAAGAUCACUGACGACCAGAUCACAGCCUCAUCAAGUUUUUAUGAUGAACAGUGGCUGCCGCGUCAGGCCCGACUCAAUUACAAUGACAAUGGAUGGACCCCCAAUGAAGACAGCAACAGGGAGUACAUACAGGUGGACCUCCAUACAUUGAAGGUGCUGACAGGCAUCGCCACGCAGGGCGCCAUUUCGAAGGAAACUGAAAAGGUUUACUAUGUCGUCACCUUCAAGCUUGAGGUCAGCACCAAUGGAGAGGACUGGAUGGUCUACAGGCACGGCAAGAAUCAUAAGGUUUUCCAUGCCAAUACUGACGCCACAGAUGUGGUUCUCAAUCGGGUCCCACAGCCAGUCCUGGCCCGCUUCGUACGAAUCAGACCCCAGACAUGGAAGAACGGCAUUGCACUGCGGUUCGAGCUUUACGGCUGUCAGAUUACGGAUGCUCCCUGCUCCGAACUGCAAGGCAUGUUGUCUGGGCUGCUACCUGACUCCCAGAUCUCUGCGUCCUCCAUGAGGGACAUCCACGGCUCCAUGGGUGCAGCCAGGCUAGUGGCCAGCCGGUCAGGAUGGUUUCCCAACCCAACACAACCCAUAGUUGGAGAAGAGUGGCUACAGGUGGACCUUGGUGUGCCCAAGAUGGUGCGUGGGAUCAUUACCCAGGGUGCAAGAGGGCUGGAGGGCAGCACCAGUGCUGAGAACAGGGCCUUUGUCAGGAAGUACAAACUGGCGCACAGCUUGACCGGCAAAGACUGGACAUACAUCACUGACAGCAAGACUGGGUUCGCUAAGAUUUUCGAAGGGAAUAGCCACUACGACACUCCUGAGGUGCGGAGGUUCGAUGAGAUAGUGGCACAGUACAUUAGAGUCUUUCCAGAGAGGUGGUCUCCUGCUGGGAUUGGCAUGAGGAUGGAGGUCCUUGGCUGUGACCUGCCUGAAACCACCACUGUACCUGACACAGUGACCCCCACUGUGCCCAGAGUGGAACAGACCACUGCUGCAAUGAGACCUGCCACCACUCCAUCCCUGUCAGCUGUAUGUGACUUCGAGCAGAGCUUGUGUGGCUGGUCAGCUGAUCCCCAGUCAGGUGUGAGCUGGUCCCUGCACACAGCCAGCAGCAGUUCAACCGCACACGGCACACAUGAAACGAGGCAGGAUCUGGCACUGGGAUCAGACAAUUUCUCUGGGAACUACCUCCACCUGGAUGCAGGCGCCCACACCCAGCGGAAGCGAGCCCGACUGCUGAGCCCUGAGGUUGGACCAGAGCGGGGCCCGCUCUGCCUCCUCUUCUACUACCAGCUCCAAGGGGAAGCGCAAGGGAGCCUGAGGGUCCUGCUGCGGGACAAUGACCAGGAGGAGACACUGCUGUGGGUGCUUAAAGGAGACCAGGGGCCCCACUGGAGGGAGGGCCGUACCAUUCUGCCCCAAAGCCCCAAAGAGUAUCAGGUGGUUUUUGAAGGUUUUUUUGAUCACCCGACCAGAGGCCACAUCAGAAUAGACAACAUCCACAUGAGCAACAGUAUCGAGCUGGAGCAGUGUACACAACCUUUCCCUGCCUUAACUCCCGGCAUAACCAGGGGUGCCAUGUCUGGGAUGGAGCCCACAGUAGACACAGUGGUGGCGCAGCCUCUCCCUGCCUACUGGUACUAUGUGUUGGCAGGAGUCGGUGCCAUCUUGCUGUUGGUCACUGUAACUGUGGUGGUGAUACUGUGCUGCCAUCGCUACCACUGGGCAACCAAGAAGACCAGCAGUAGCCAUCAUCAUUCAGUGAUGUACCACAACAGCCAACAUCCAAAUCAGCAAGCCCACCAAAACUGCUACCAGAACCAAAACCUCAGCUAUAAUCUGAUCCACAGCCCCAACCAAAACCACCUGUACCCAGGUACCGGGCCGAGUCUUGAACCCAUGCUCACCAUCAGAGUGGAGAAAGAUGAAAGCUAUGAUUCCCAGUGUUGAAACAAAUGGACAAGCAGAAUUAUAUAAUUUUAUGAGAAUGCUUUGCUCAAAUAAAGUGGUCAAGGGGUGUGAGAAGUCCCUGAAAUAAGUGAUCAACCACAGUAUUCAGCAUAAUCACAACUCUUCACUGAUGAGAAUCUACACUGAGGAGACAGUACAUCACUAGUUCCUGUUGUGUACGACUGAUGUAACUGACUGACUGACCAGGAUGCACUUUUGCUUAACUUCCCUGUUGGCUGGGACUGGUAGAAUGAUGAGAGAAGUACAGCUCCUGACACUGAUAUCCCUCACUGGGGAGAGCAGAUGAAAGAACUGUGAUUAUGAUGGCUGAUGAGAGUCUGAUAACAACAUCGUAGACCAACUUUUUGAUGUUCUUAAGAGUAUACUGGCUUCUACAGCUGCACCGCAAUCUGAAAAUGAGAUGGAAUAUGAAGAGAAUAACAACAGACUCACAGGCAGAAUGACAAAUAGGCCGUGGACAAGACAAAUGUAUAUGUAGUGUACUAUGUCAGCAUUGUAACAGCUUAUGUUCCUCCUUUAUAAUGUCAGAGCAGGAUAUGUUUGUCUGCACUGCUCUGGUCCGCAGCUUGGACACUUGCCUGCCUCCAAAUACCCUGUCUCACAGUGAAGGGAUUUACACACAGGUACAGAGAGAGACAAGACACAAUGUGUGCUGCAUGAAAAGAGAAGGCUAUUUCUUUGGGACUGAAUGAAGCUGCACUUUAUUUGUCCACUAGCCUUUGAGAGACCAGGAGUGACAGAGACAGAUUAAGAACAGAGAAGGGAGAGGUAAAGGAAGAAUUAGUGCUGCCCGUCCAGCCGUGACUGACAGACAGCAGCUACGCAUACACCCAGUGUUGCUCCUUUGGUCUGUGAAGGAGGAGUCAGUGUCGUGCUGUCCUCUGCCUGGUUUACACAAGGGAAAGAUAGGAUGAGACAACUUAAAUCGCAUCCUGCAGACCUAGAAACAAACACACACUGCAUCGAAACACUCGAAGGCUCAAGAGUCUCAAACACACACACACACAUAUGCACGGACACCUCAAGACUUUUUCAAGUCCCACAUGUUACCCUGAGUGCAUUUUUCAUUACAUCCUGAUAUGCCUUUUUUAAAGUGUGCUUUAAAACAAUUACCUCUUCGCCUCCAGAACGAGGUCGUGCCUCAGUGUCAAAUAAGAGUAGGAAUGGACUCUAAACAGUUUGUUGCCUGGAUGUCAUGGAUAAUCCAAUGCCUGUGUCUGUUAAUGUUCAAACUAAACAUCUUAGUAUGUCCUGCAUACGUUAGACUGGGUGAAUGAAACCAACAAUCAUAUGUAUUGAGUAACUGAAGGUGCAGGAAUGCUUUCCUCCUUGUCUGCGCAAGUUAAAAAAAAAAUCUUAAAAUCUUUAUUUUGUCGACAUAACUCAUAACAUCUUGUGUGCAAUCCUGGAUCACAAAUCCAGAAUUUUUUGGCUUAUUGGCCAGGUAACCUGAAAAAAAAAAAAAAAAUUAAAAUCAUGCAUAUGGCUACCAAAUUGCCAGCUUUGCUUCUAUUUAACAGGUGAGACCAAACAUGCUGUGACAAAGAGCAUCUUACUUAUGAAGCUUUUUUAGAAAAUAACUGAUCAGAGCUCACUGGUCAGUCCUUUUGAUCAUUUCAUUCAACAUGAUCUGUUAAAUAAGACUGAUUCCAGUGCAGCGCUACUGUCAGACUAUUCACAACCUAUUUGGUGUUUUUUUUUUUUUAAUCACCUGUUCGGAUGUAUAUAUAUGUUGGCAUCUAUCAUGCAUAUUCCCUCUUUGUUGAGUACAUAAUGUAAGUUUGUGUGAAAAUUUAUUCAAGUGUAAUUUGAUGCACUUCUGAUAAGUUGUGUUACACAUUAUUUUGCAAUGUUGAAAGUAACAUUAGCACUUUUCUUCUUAAUAUUCAUUCACUGAUGGUUGAUUGGUUAAUGAUUUCUUAAAUUUACUGUGAAUCUUAAAAACAUAAGUUAAGUAAUUUACUGGUGGUGAAUUAAAAACAUUUUUUUCUUUGUAAUCAUGUUACAAUAGGCCUACAUGGGCUUCUGAUGUAUAAUAGUUACACUGUUUAUUUUUAUACUUACUGACUAUUGUUAUAAGGCAACAGUUACAUUGAUUGUGUUCUCUGAGAUGAUCUUAAAAGGUUUUCUUGACUUUCACUUGGUAUCAGAUCCUCCAGUUGAAGCCAUUUUGCAAAUGUGUGUCCCUCAUUUGAAGCAUCCACUUUAAUUCAGACAGGGAUAGAAAACUGAUCAACAAAUCGUUAUGUUCUAUGUAAAGAUGAUGAUUUAAAAACAAAGGAGAAGCUUGGUUUUGCACUGAGAAGCUCAGCAUCCACUUCUAUUCAGAUCCACCCCAGUAAAACUGGGUCUAUCUCUGUGGUACUUGUUUUCUGGACUUCUCAGCAGCAGCUCACCAUCUUGUGUUGUGUGUUACCCCCCGCUCCCCUUCAUUUUGUUCAUGCCCAAAUCCCCCAGCCUUUUUUUCCUUUUCUCUCUUUUUUUUUUAUCAAAACCCACUUGUUCCUGUUCUACUCCUUCCCUUCAUCGAAAAUCCUCCCAGUGAAAAACACAGGAGAGAAAAUGAGAGGCAGAAAUGGAGGAGAGCAAAAUCUCUCACAGGAGAUGGGCCCAUUAAGCGAGCCCCCUUUCCCUCCAAAGAAUGUGCCCAGAGAUGGAGGGAGAUGAAAGAAGUUAAAAAAAAAAACUGCUCUCUAUACUUUCUAAAGAUAGAUUUUUUUUUCUUUACUCCAAGAGGAAGGCUAACAGGGAGGCAGGUUCGGGUUUGGAUUGAAGGAGGGAGAGAAUUGAAGGAGGAGGGCAGGCUGUUUCAAACACAAAAGCAGAUGAAAGAAGUCUUUUGGCAGAAUAGACAGUGUGAUGGAGAUACACAUUAUAUGCACUGCACUCGUGCACUCGCGUAUGCCAUCUAACAAACAUAAGCCUCUGUUAGCAAAGGAUCUAGAUUUCCACCAUGCCACCAAAUUCAGUCAUUUAAAUCACAGUUUCACUCAUUUUCCACACUGCAGAUUUUCCCCACAUUGACUUUCAUUUCAUUAUAUUGUGUCUCGUAAAUUUCGGUUUUAGUCAACAAGCAGUUUAGUUUUUUUGUGCUUGCAUAUCCAUUUUCUGCCUCCCUAGCCCCUCUUACUUCCAUUUCAAUCGACUUGUGAAUGAUUUACACAUUAUAUGACUCAUUCUAGCAGCCCUGUGCUGUUACCCAAUCAAUGUGGGUCUGAAAUUCAAAUACAGGAAUGAUAUAUGACUGUAUUUAUGUUGUGCUACCCAUGCACUUUUCUCUUUCAUUCUCUCUCUCUCUAUCAAACUUUUUGCAAGAUUUGGAAAAUGUGCUGGCGUCUCUUCAUGCAGUGCUUUUAAAUCAACCUUCCUUCACUUCCCUCUCCCCUCUCCAUCAUAGACUACUUUGAAUCCCUUUAAUAUUUCUAAUUAGUUAAUGGAGCUGAUUGCAUUCAUAAAACCCUGCAGUAAGCAUUUCUAGCCCUCAGGCAAUCUCUGUUUUUUCUCUUUCCUCCUCCUCCUCCUCCUCCUCCUCUGUUUCCUUGAGAAAUAUUACAAGUGAAAGCACGCUAACAGGUCCUUGGGCCCCCACUGGAACAGCGCAUGGUGCCAAAGAGCCAUCCAUGUCUUUGCCUGAACGAAAGAGCCCCCCUCUUUUUAUUCUUCUCUUUACUAAUUGGAGAGUGGAGAUAAAAUGGGGCUACAGGGAGUUUUAAUCUCCUUUCAGAUCCGCGUGAUGAUUCUUCUCCGGAUCCUAGCCUGAGGGCUUUAAGCCAGGAUCAUUAGAAAGUGUUCAACAGUUGUCCAAAGAGUGUCUGAGCAUCUCUCUUUUUUAUUCUGCUUCUUUUGCUAUCUCUCCGUUAGUGAUUUAAUGUUUUGUCAAGGCCUGCGGUGAUUUCAUUUGACUGUGAGAAAGGAGAAUUUAGAGACUGGAGGGUCUGUUGUGAGACUGUACAUUUACACAGAAGACAAGAAGAGAAGACAGAUUAGAUCCCUUCAUGCGCAUGUCAUAAGUGUAGUCACACAUGAAGAGCAAAUUUCAAUAAGACCUCCAGUAAAGUAUUGUCAUUUACAGUGUGAAUACUGGGAUCAACCAUUUUUAGCUCUGCAGCUUUUGUUUCAUUUUCAGGGUAACAGCCUUUUUCUGCACAGUAACUUCAGAGUAACUGCUUUUUUUUCACAUUGACCAAAAUUACAGUAUUAAUUAAUGUAGUGAAAUUGUUAAGACUACCGCCAACACAGUUUAAAACCAUGGUCAUAAUCUGCAGGCCACUCUGGAGUUCUCCAAGCUUGCAUGCUUUGAGAUGUCUGUGUCUUUAUCAUCACCUGUACUUCACUCAUUUUUCACCUCGCGCCCUCAGUUAUGGUGAUAUGAAAUCACAGAUCUUAGGUGUGAAGUACAGCUACAUAUAGAAUUUUUAGAAAAAUCUACCUUGAUGAUGUCAUUUUUAGCAAAUGAGUCGAUGACGUUGCCAUUGUUCUUUGAUUUUGCUGUUGUAAUAAUUGAGGGUUUUUUUAUUAGUCAGAAAUAGUUUUCUGGAUGUAAAUCUUUUAAAACCAGGAGAGACUGAUCAUUUUGAAAUGUGGCCUCAGUAAGGGAUGAACCUGAAUUAGCUUUAGUUCAAACUGUGUAUCGUUUAGACUCACUCAAACUGAAGAGAACCAGCCUUGAAGUAGUGAAAGGUUCAUCCCUGGCUUCAGCCACAUCACUGUUAUAUUUAAUCUUGUGCACUUUCUCUGCUGAUGUAAAGGCAAGACCACGACUUAGUGAUUGUCCUUUUUAUUUCACUACUUUUGCACUUCACGCAAAUUACUGAUCUACAGAGGAACAUACAAGGCCAACAGAGGUAUCACACUCGCAAUCAAAUAAUUAGAUUUCAGUUUAAAGAAAGUUUCAACAACCAAACAUUUGGGAUUAAAUACACUCCAGUCAGCACUGGGUCUGUCAGUUGCUGUAAUAUUGAAAUGAAAUAAAACUAUCAGUUUCCUUUGUUUAUUCUCAAUUGAAGAUUGAGUCACUUCUAUGAUUUCAAAGAAAUAACCUCAUAUUUAAUCCGAGUGCAAAUAUUUUUAUUUCACAAAUAGCAGGUGUCAUUAAAAGUAUUAUUAUAUUAGUUACAGACUGAAGAGUAUUGGAAGUUUGUAAAGGCUGUUUAUAGAUGGUAUGAUGUGGAGAUGCCACAUGUUAAAAUUGUCUCAUAGAAAAAUGACCUUACCUCACGGAGGAAAUGAGGCUUUGUAUCUUUUUUUCAUAUCUACUAAAUUAGUUUUUCACCUCUUAUCUUCUGAAUAUCCAUUAUGGUUUCACUUCAUAAUGUGUUUUUGGUUCCUUUGCCCCUGCAAUAAAUGGUUAUCAGCUGCCCAGAUAUUGCUCUGUUUUUUUUUUUUCCUGGGCACUGUAAUAGCAAUUUCCUUGAAUAAAACUGAACUUAAGCAGAAUUGAGCCUACAAACCCUUCAAAGCCUUGCACUGCGGCCUGCCUCAGAAAUAUUAAGUGGUAUUUUAGCUUGUUGAAUUUCAUGGUCUUGGAAUAAAAAGAAAAUAUAUUGUGGGGAAUGUGAAGGUAAUAAAAGUGAUAUUUUUCUAUGAAA